UUGGUUGGGAGGAUUUAUUCUGAUUAUUUCAAAUUAAACAUGGAGAUUUCAGGGAGUGCAUUUUGGAAUAUGGAUUUAUCAGAUUCUAUACAAAAUUUAGGCCAAAAAUAGUCUGCCCAUCCAUUAUCAUCAGUCCUUGUUGGGAAGUCUAGGAACCUUUCCCUUUUCUAUUUUCUUUUCCUUGUCAUCAUAUUGCCAACACCUUGCAGCUUUGGAUUUUUCAACCCAAAAAACCCACCAUGGGCUUGGAAAUUUCCAUCAUCUCCCUGUCUCAUCCAAAGUCCGGGUUUGGGCUCAGCUGCUGAGGAGAAUGCACUGGUUUUCUUCAGUUGCUGGUCCUUAUAUAAUUUACAGCAAACACCACACAGAGUAGAAAUAUUGGUAUGCCUCUCCACCUGAAGUUCUGUCAAAGUGACGCCGUGAUGGUGAUAAUCAUAAUCUAAACAAAGCACAAAAUAAUGAAGACCCAUCAAUAUUCCAAUCACAAAUGGUAGCAAAAGCACAAAAUGUUUACAAACCUCGGUAGUAUUUUAAUGGUAAAUGGCAGCGCGCAUGCUGCAAAUAUGACACAUUUUUCAACUUUUACACCCAAGCCUUAAUGGAUAAACACAUGUUUUAGGACACAGUCCGGAUGCUUCAAGUUCCUCACUUAGCAUUCUCUACAAUAUCGUCUUCAAUCAAAAUGAAAAUGUUGACAUUUUCUCUCUGCCUUUCAUUGUUAUUUUCCAUCUUGAUCUUCAUCGAUCCCUCCUCCUAUGCUGCUGAUUUUCAGCCAACCAAGCUUGUGAACAAGGUAUGUAACCAAACCUCUAACUAUAACUUCUGUGUUGAGUCUCUGUACACCGAUUCACGUACCCACAAAGCUGAACGCUAUGAGCUCGCUUACGUUGCAUUCCGGCUGGCAUCAUUUAAAGCCACUAGCACCAAAGACCACAUAGCUAAGCUGCUAAAUAAUAAUGCAACCGCAGGGCAAAGCCACCAUCUCCAGAGGUGUUCUCGGGUGUACAAGAAGGCUGUUUCUGCCCUUGCCGAGGCUUACGGAGACUUGGACUCUGAGAGCUUCUACAUGUUGGUUGGUUUGUCAAAUCAUGCCGCCCACGCUGCUGCCGACUGUCAGGCCACUUUGAAGGGAACGCGCCUACUUUCCCCACUGACUGCCAUGAACGAGGUUUUUAAGGUUCUUUGUGAAAUUUGCGUUGCCGUCUCUAGAUUAUUUUAGCAUUUUGUAUUUGUGAGAUUAGUCUUCUAUGAUCCAUGUGAGAAACAAGGGACUGCAAUAGAUACUUAAACUAAAUAUGACUACAUCCUCUCAUUUUCUUUUACUGAGAGAGGUUUGAACCAAUUGAACUUGGUAUAAGGUACUCGAUCAUCCCCAAGGUAAAA
Messenger RNA from Carya illinoinensis, 1383 nucleotides. RefSeq names its product putative invertase inhibitor. NCBI's taxonomy places the organism in Eukaryota, Viridiplantae, Streptophyta, Magnoliopsida, Fagales, Juglandaceae. The coding region runs from base 632 to 1219 and encodes 195 amino acids. The transcript has a single exon. Gene Ontology annotation, molecular function: enzyme inhibitor activity. The record is from RefSeq and is a predicted model, not a curated record.